This is a messenger RNA of Colletotrichum destructivum, 546 nucleotides long. RefSeq lists its product as uncharacterized. NCBI's taxonomy places the organism in Eukaryota, Fungi, Ascomycota, Sordariomycetes, Glomerellales, Glomerellaceae. The record is from RefSeq and is a predicted model, not a curated record. Bases 1 to 546 code for a protein of 181 amino acids. The transcript has a single exon.
AUGGCCAAAAUGGACUUCCACGAGUCCGUCCUGGCCCACCACGAGUCUCUCGCGCGGAUGGAGAAGGCGAGAGAACUGCCCCGGGACCUCAACACCCUCAAGACCUGGUACUUUACCCGCCUCGGGUCCCAGGCCGAUCAGACGGCCCUCCUGGGCGUCUACAACACUCUCGUCUUCGACCUCGGCCUCGGAGACGGCCAGCUGCAGAGCUGGUUGUCGGACCUCAAGAUGGCGCGCAAGAUCGAGGACGCCUUCGCGGCCAACGCGGCACGCAUCCCCCCAGAGCGGAUGAUGUGGUUCAUGGAGCACAGGGCCAUCUUCCGGUGCGAUCAGCACGGCCACGACACGCCCGUUUUCCGGUUCGACGCGUAUGAGAGGCGCAAGAAGUGGCCGGCCGAGUGGAAGGGCCUGGGCCGGGCUGAGAUCGAGCUGGCGAUCGACGGGACCGAGGGCGGGUCGCAGACCGUGUUCGAGGGGCCGCACGAGAAGGAGGCGUGGCUGCUGGAGAUGGCGCGCCGGUGGAGCACCGGGGAAUAUCCCGUUUGA